Messenger RNA from Thlaspi arvense, 861 nucleotides. NCBI's taxonomy places the organism in Eukaryota, Viridiplantae, Streptophyta, Magnoliopsida, Brassicales, Brassicaceae. The record is from the annotation of a GenBank genome assembly.
AUGGUGUACACCUUUUGGCACAACAUCACUGCAGCACGGUUUAGAGAUAUGGUCUCAAAGGAUAAAGUGAGACCUGAGAGGUCUGAGUGGAUAAGUCAGACCAUAUGGGAUACUAUGUGGGUAUAUUGGAACAGUGAAGACGGCAAGAAGAGGAGUGCUACGGCUGCUGCAAACAGGUUAUCAAACCGAUCUGGAUUUGGCCCUCAUAGACACACUGCAGGGGCAAGGAGUUUUAACCAAGUCAGAGAGCUUAUUAGACAAAGGGAAGGCAUUGAGCCUUCAAUGCUCCGUGUACUCCGAGAGACCCAUAGGAAACCUGAUGGCACCUAUGUUGAUGCAAGGGCUGAGUUUAUAGAUGAAGAAAUACAGAGGCAGGUACAAACUAAUGAGGUUCUAGGGUCAGAAACCCAGGGCACCGGCGUUACUGGUUUGACCCAGCUUGAAGAAGACAAUCGGUACUUGAAGGUUGUGACACCAAGCCAAGCAGGACGUAUAUUUGGGCUUGGUGGUGAGCCUCAAAUUCGGGAGCGUGGGGAAAGCUCAUCCAUGGCUGUCACAAGACUCUCUCUAGAGCGCCAAGUAGCUGCUCUCCAAGAGCAGUUGUCAAUUGUGGUGGAUUACAUGAAGUGUUACAUGGCUAAGGAUGGGCAAGGAACUGCAGUUGGUCACACGGGUUCUGCUACUGGUCCAGCACGGGUUCUUCAAUCUGACUUGGAAGCCAGUGUAGGAGCAGCCUUGCAUAAUCUUCAAAACCCCAAUGCAGACGAAGAUAUCGAUGAUGAUGAAGAAGAUGUCCAUGAAGAUGGAGAAGAUGGAGAAGAAGAACACCCAGGCUUCUUGAACUUAUCGUACAUGACAUAA